Rhizopus microsporus ATCC 52813 is the source of this 907-nucleotide messenger RNA. RefSeq lists its product as uncharacterized. Bases 45 to 545 code for a protein of 166 amino acids. Gene Ontology annotation, biological process: regulation of cyclin-dependent protein serine/threonine kinase activity. Lineage: Eukaryota; Fungi; Mucoromycota; Mucoromycetes; Mucorales; Rhizopodaceae. Gene Ontology annotation, cellular component: cyclin-dependent protein kinase holoenzyme complex; nucleus. The record is from RefSeq and is a predicted model, not a curated record. The transcript is spliced from 4 exons. Gene Ontology annotation, molecular function: protein kinase binding; cyclin-dependent protein serine/threonine kinase regulator activity.
UACUUGUCCCUUAUUUUUACCUUUUUUUCCUUUUAUUAUUCUUUAUGAUUAGUUUAGCAUCAGCACAUCACUUUGAGCCUAGAAAUAUUAAUCAUCUUAUUGCAUACACGGCUUUAAAUGUAAAGACGUUGCUUGAGUGUUCAAAGGAGAGAUCACAUUAUCAGCAUAGACUAUUACCCACAUUACAGGUCUUUAUAAAGCAUACAUUCUACCAUUGUAAACUUACACCUACAAUACUGGUUGUGGCUCUUAUUUACCUUGAUCGUCUAAAGAGUUGCCUACCUCAUCAGUCAAAAGGAGAAUUCGAUACACCUUACAAGAUGUUUAUUGCCGCAGUUGUUUUGGCUUCGAAAUUUAUUGAAGAUUCAAACAGUAUCGUGCAAUCAGUACACAAAUUUGUAUCCCCGUUGUAUAGUCCAAGAGAAGUAAACGAGAUGGAAAGAAGCUUUCUAGCUGUUGUAAAGUAUAACCUAUUUGUUAACCUGAUCGAAGUGGAUCAGUUUAUCAAGCAAUAUAAAGAUUCUCUAGAAUUUGCACUCAAAUGAAUACCCGCUUAUUAUACUAACAUAUAUAUAUCAAUUCCAUCAUUUGUAUCAUACAACUUCUUGCACUAUCACACAUCAUGAAUAAAUAAAAAUUAUAACCGCCUGUUUCUUGGCAUAUUUACCAUUAGACGUAUUGUCGGAAUUUUAAGUCUCAUUAAUCUAUCUUGUGUACACUAUUAGGAAAAAAAAGUUUGCGAAAGAGCCUGUUUGAACCGCAUUGUCCUUCAGUUGAUAGAUCAAUUAAAUAAAAUAUGAAAAUAAAUGAUAAACAUGAAAAAAAAAAGAUUAUUAUGUUGAUAUCAAGUUGUAUCAAUAGAAUGUCAAUAGACUGAACUUGUAUUUGAAGCGCUUCGUUAAUUGCC